AUGGGGAGACAUAAGGAGUGGCGAAAAAUAGCGAAGAGGGAAAGACGAAGACGCAUUCGUACACAUCUAGCCAAACAAGAAGAAAAUGAACAUAGAAAUGAAAGUUUUUUAAAAGAGCAAGAACUGAUGGAAACAUUAAUGCUUGAGCAAAUAAAAAAAUCAAACAAAGAAGAAAAUGAUAAAUGGAUCCAAGCUGAAAAAAUUAAUAUAGAACAGUGGAACAAAUUACAAGAAGAAAGAGAAAAACUACAUCAAAAGCAUCUUGAGCAAGUAGCAAAGAUCAAAUUGGAAUUCGAAUUGGAACAAAAGAAUAAGAAAAUUGAAGAAGAAAGGUUAAAAGAAGUACAAAGAAAACAUAAAAAGAAACAAGCGAUCUUUAUGCACAACUUAGAUAAGUUUUUAUCUGGAGAUGCAGAUGAACCUCCGUCAGAGUUGAGAGUUAUUCAUGAAACCAGACCAAAUGCUGAACUUUGCCCUUUCUUUUUUAAAACAGCAUGUUGUCGUUUUGGCGAUCAGUGCUCCAGAAACCAUCAGUAUCCAGGCAUUAGCAAAGUAUUACUAGCAACAAACUUUUUUACACAUUUUGGCCUUAGCAAUGCAAACCUUAAUGAAUAUGAUACCGACAUAAUGCUGGAGUAUGAAGACAGUGACACAUAUAAAGAGUUUAAAGAGUUUUUCUUUGAUGUUAUUAGUGAAUUUGAGAAAUUUGGUAAAAUUACACAAUUUAAGGUUUGCAAGAACCAUGAAAAACAUCUUCGUGGGAACACAUACAUAGAGUUUGCAGAAUUACGUUGUGCUGUGGCUGCAUAUCGUUCUUUACACACGCGCUGGUAUGGAGGCAGGCAGCUCUCAUUACAGUUCUCCCUUAUAAAUUCCUGGAAAAAUGCAGUGUGUGGACUCCAAUUACAACGACGUUGUCCGAAAGGACGGGCUUGUAAUUUUCUACACGUUUUUAGAAAUCCAAAUAACUUAUUUAGCGGAUAUUCUUAUGACAACAAUCAAGAUGCUGAAAGGUCUCAGCGGUCUUCUGUUAGAUCGUGGCGAUGGUCUGAGUCACCAGAGCCAGAAGUUCCAAAAAGUCGAAGUUCAGAACGUACUGACAGACGUCGAAGAAAUUCUAGAGAUGCUGACGAUUAUAGAAAACAUCGUCGCCGUUCUCCUCGACGAAGUAGUCGACGCUAG
Messenger RNA from Arctia plantaginis, 1182 nucleotides. The record is from the annotation of a GenBank genome assembly. Lineage: Eukaryota; Metazoa; Arthropoda; Insecta; Lepidoptera; Erebidae.